Molecule: messenger RNA, 1227 nt
Organism: Perkinsus marinus ATCC 50983
Lineage: Eukaryota; Perkinsozoa; Perkinsida; Perkinsidae
Exons: 10
Coding region: 1-1227 (408 amino acids)
Molecular function (GO): acyltransferase activity; nucleic acid binding
Source: RefSeq, a predicted model, not a curated record
AUGUCAUGGCCUACCAUACUUUUCCUGGCUGUAUACCUCCUCACUACAGCUCUCUGUGUAUAUGCUGUUGCUAGGGGUUAUGCUGAUGCUGAGAAGUGCAGCACUGAGAGGAUCAACCGCAGUUUUGGUGAAGUUCCUAGCGAUUGGAAAGCCUUCAUUAGACCUAAAUCUCUGCGGUCUAAUUUCGUGUCAAUAAUGAUCCUAGCUGUAACUGUGGUACCUCUCAAGUUCAUUGCCGUUAUUUUCAUCCACGUGGUUGCCCUUAUCGGUCUCUAUACCCUCCCUACCCGAAUUUUCCUCAAGCUGCUCAGCUACUGCUGUGCCGCGCUGGUCAAGAUAACGGGUAUCACUGUGAGAGAGGAGGGCACGAGGCUUCCAGCCAACGAGGUCCCUACCAUUGUUUCUAAUCAUGUAUCAUAUUUCGAUAUACUAAUCAUGCUCUCUCGUAGAGUUCCAGUGGCAUUCGUCGCCAAGAAGGCCGUAGCAAAAUACCCCGUCUCGGGCGAUAUAUGCACCUCAUUAGGCAGCGUGUACGUGAGUAGAGCUAAGGAUCCCAAAGAGAGGGAACGAGUGAUGGCUGCUAUUGGUGACAAGCAAAAACGUGUUAUGGAGGGCAGGUCUCGUUAUCAAUUGUGUGUAUUUCCCGAAGGAACUACCUCUAAUGGUGGCCGUAGUAGAGAGCUGUGGAUAGCUGCAAUAAAACCCGAGGAGGAAGCUGCUCAUAAUGUGUUGAUACCCAAAGAGCCCAUCAGAGUCGGUGCCAAGACCCAACCGAGCAGUUUGGCUGGUUUCGUUUCCCAUAGGCUCAAGGAGGAGGGCGUUGCACUUCUGCAAGGUUCUAGUGCGGUGACUAUUGCCAAGAUGGCUGAUGCCAUUGCCCUAGCUGGAGCACACUUCGACGGCGAGGAAGGCCGCUCACUAGGCCAUCUGGUCUGUCGGCUGCGCACCAUCGUAGUAGAAGCCGACGCUACAGCCACUCCAGAGAAGGAGGUUGUGGACCAUACGAGUGAGGAUGGCAGUGACCAUGGCGAGACGACCUCAUCACGGCGCAACCGCAUUAGAGUCAUGCAAAUACUAGUGCGCCUGAAGGAGGGGCCCGUUGGAGGUUGUCAACCAGCAGCGGCCCACACCGGCGGCGGCAGCGAGGAGGAAGGAGCUGAGGUUACGAUAGACAGCAUCGAUAAGCCUGAGGGGGAUGAUGAUACCGUCACGAGGUCGGCACACUGA